This is a messenger RNA of Rana temporaria (common frog), 974 nucleotides long. It is a transcript of the gene BRCC3, whose product is annotated as BRCA1/BRCA2-containing complex subunit 3. Gene Ontology annotation, cellular component: BRISC complex; BRCA1-A complex. Gene Ontology annotation, molecular function: metallopeptidase activity; polyubiquitin modification-dependent protein binding; cysteine-type deubiquitinase activity. Gene Ontology annotation, biological process: double-strand break repair. NCBI's taxonomy places the organism in Eukaryota, Metazoa, Chordata, Amphibia, Anura, Ranidae. Bases 54 to 845 code for a protein of 263 amino acids. The transcript is spliced from 8 exons. The record is from RefSeq and is a predicted model, not a curated record.
GUACAAGCAGCAAUAGAGCUCGGUGAAGGAAGGAAGUGGUGUAGAUAGCAGCAAUGGCGGUGCAAGCCGUGCAUCUGGAGGGGGAUGCUUUCCUUGUGUGUGUGGCCCAUUCCCUGAGCACGGAGAGAGAGGAGGUGAUGGGACUCUGUAUAGGAGAGGUGGACAUUCAGAGAGUUGUACAUAUCCACUCGGUCAUCAUCUUACGACGAUCAGACAAGAGGAAAGAUCGAGUGGAAAUUUCUCCUGAGCAGCUGUCGGCAGCCACAAUAGAAGCCGAUAGACUUACAGAAAUCACGGGUCGCCCCAUGCGGGUGGUUGGAUGGUAUCACUCCCACCCGCACAUCACCGUCUGGCCCUCUCAUGUCGAUGUGCGUACCCAGGCCAUGUAUCAGAUGAUGGAUGUCGGAUUUGUUGGACUGAUAUUCUCCUGCUUUAUAGAAGAUAAAAAUACAAAGACAGGACGUAUUUUAUAUACCUGUUUCCAGUCAGUCCAAGCACAGAAGAGCACUGAGUACGAGAGAAUAGAGAUUCCACUCCAUGUGGUUCCACAAGAAACAAUCCGGAAAGUAUGUCUGGAGUCGGCUGUGGAACUUCCCAGAAUCCUUUGCCAGGAAGAGCAAGAUGCCUAUCGUAGAAUACACAGUCUUGGACAUCUAGAUUCCGUCACAAAGAUUCACAAUGGAUCUGUUUUUACUAAGAACUUAUGUGGCCAAAUGUCUGCGAUUAGUGGCCCGCUCCUACAAUGGCUGGAAGAUCGCUUACAACAGAAUCACCAGCGGGCCCUGGAGCUAGAGCAGGAAAAAGAAAAGUUGAUGCAGGAGUUGGAAAGCUUAGAAAGUGACUGAACGUGGUUUGUUAUUUUAUUUUAGUCCCUUUUCUUUCUAUUAAUUAUAUUUUUUUGAAUGUUGUUUUAAUUCAGUUAAAUGUCUGUAUAGCUUUUUCCAUAUCGCACAGAAGAGUAAAUGUCUUGCCCC